This is a messenger RNA of Cokeromyces recurvatus, 3494 nucleotides long. RefSeq lists its product as uncharacterized. The record is from RefSeq and is a predicted model, not a curated record. NCBI's taxonomy places the organism in Eukaryota, Fungi, Mucoromycota, Mucoromycetes, Mucorales, Mucoraceae. Gene Ontology annotation, molecular function: DNA binding. The coding region runs from base 91 to 3441 and encodes 1116 amino acids. The transcript has 2 exons.
UUUUUUUUUUAUUAUUAUUAUUAUCUACAUUUAUCGGUCAUUUUAUUUAUUUAAUCAUUUUUAAACAGAAAUAAGUUUACUUCUCCUACGAUGGCCCAGAAAUCAAGUAGCCAUGACAAUACACAAAAAGCAAAUGGCGGUUUGCCUGUUCCAAUUCAUCCUGACGAUGCAAAAGAUAAAGUAUUUACAGCCAUCUUGAAAGCUUUACUAAAAAUGGGAAAUAAACCAAGUUCACCAAAAGAAUUAGCAAACAUUAUUGUUAAACAUAAAUAUGCCACUCUUGGGGGAGCAACGCCAUUUGCAACAGUUUCUUCACGAAUAUCUCAACAUUUUAAACGAGCUGCUGAACAUAAUCCACCAAGAGCACCAUUAUUAGCAAAACAUGUAGACCAAAAUCAUUCUAGAAAAAUUAAUUAUUCAUUAGCUACAACAGAAUCUGUAUCCAGUAAUACAGUAUCAGAAACACACGACAAUGAGGAUGACAUAAUAACCGCAGCAGGUACAGAAGAAGACACGAACUCUAUUCCUACACAAGAUCCUACACGUACAAAUAGCAAAACUAAGAGGAUACCAAUUAUAAAAAUCACAUCUUCUUUAAAACGAAAGAAAACACGAAAAUUAAAAUCAGUUAUAGAUAGUCAAGGAGAAGAAGAGGAAGAAGAAGAAGAAAGAGGGAGUGAUGUGGACGACGAAAUAGAAGAAUCGGACGAAAAGAAUACCACAGAAGAGAGUAAGAUGACAAAGAAAUAUAAAUUAAAUAAUCAUCAUCCUUCUCCUGUUACAGAGUCAUUAUCAAUACAUCCUAUUCAACAAGAUUCUCAAUCUGGAUAUUAUUCACCUAUAUUAACACAUGAUUCUGAUGAAGAAAGUGAAGGUGAACACUCUGAUUAUCAUGAAGAAAUGUUAAAAGGUGAUGUUGAUUUAGACUUGAAUUUACAUCCAAUAACUGGAAGAAGAUAUUCACGAAGGCAAUCUUCAAUUCGUUUUCAAAAUGAACCUGUGACUAAAAAAUUAUUAUCGAAUGACCACGACAUUAUUACCCAUCCUCAUGAAACACCAAAUACAACAAUACCAAAAGGACUAGCAUCACAAGACAAUAAUUCACCAUCAAAUACAGGUCUUGGAAUAAGAAAGCCUUCCUUUUCAUUUAGUAGUGGAUUUUCUGGUGAACAAGAGCUUUGGACUCCAUUUAGCUUUGAACACGAUUUUGAUACUGUUUUUUUGCAUGAUCCUUCAACUGCUCAUCAUAUUCCAUUUAAUAUAACUACUCCAGAAUCAAUAUCUGUAUCAGAAUUGGAUAACUAUUUUGCUAGUUCAACUACCUCAUCGACAACUCGAUCACAACGAAAAAGCUUUUCGUCUAGUAUGCUUGGCCCCAAUGAUAAAUCAUUAUUACAAAAAGUAUUAUUAGCAAGUGCAGCUAGAGGUGUGGCCGAUAAAAUUGACGAAGAGGAUGAAAAGGAAUUAGAAAAUGAAAAUAAGGAUCUUAAAAACAAAACUGACGAUCAUGCUUCUGAACUAAAUAAUCAAACUACUACAGAUAAACCAUCAACAAAAACACAAGUUAUAUCUUCUUCUGAUACCUCAACUUCGAUUGCUAAACAGUCUACAAUUACAAAUGAUGAUAAUAAGGUAAAGUCUGAAACUGUUAUCAAUACCUCAAGUAGUACAAUGAAUACAGAUAUUGGUGAAGAUUUUGUCAAAUUUGAAGAUGAUGACAAAAAGGAAACCCCACCCAUACUUACACCUAUUAAUACCAAUACCAAUACAACAAAGAAAAUGGCUGAUAUUCUUCCAGCUACUACUACAACAACAUUAUCUGCAGCCGAAAUUUUAAAAUCAAUGAAUAUUCAAAACCUUAAUCUGUCAGCACUUCAUCAAAUGACUUCCAGUAUUCCAAGUCUACAGCAUUUAUCCCCAACUUUCGAUUUAGCAAAAACAAUGGCAGCUUAUAUGCAGUCCUUGGCAAAAUCUGCUAAUGCCAAUCCAUCAUCUCCGUCUAGUUCAACACAUGCAAUGGAUCUUAAAUCUAUCUUAGCUCGAUUCCCAGCUUUAGAAGCAUUUAUCAAAAAGGAUCCUUCUACAUCUUCUGGUACAUCCACACCACCUUUACUAUCACCUACAACCACUGAGUUUAUUCCAAACCUGAUUAGUAACAGCGCUCUUACAGCUGGUAGUACAGAGCCUAUCGUCCAUACCUUAACCUCUAUGAAUCCGCCCAUGUAUAUCACCGUUAUUGAUAAUGUACCUGUAUGCAUCUGUGUUCUGGCCAAGACAGAGCAUACGCCUGAAUACCGACUGAUGCGGCGUGUAGAUACAGGAUUUAUUAAUGGAACUACUUUACUAACAGCAGGUGGUAUUGAAACAGAGAGUGAACGUAGUAUGAUUCUCAGUUUUGAAAUGGAACGUAUAAGAAUGCCCAAGAAACAAAGUCCAUUGUUCGGUACUUGGAUUCCUUUACGUCGUGCUCAGGAAUUAGCUGUGACAUGCUCAAUACAACGCAAGUUAGGUCAUUUUCUUGAAGAUUCAAUUGAGUCUUAUUUUCCUUCACCAUUACCGAUCCAAAUCACAACACGUAAACCCGCACGAGAUAGCCGUUUAACAGCUUUAGCAUUAGCUGCUCUACGAGCUGAAAGCGCAAAGAGUAAUGGCUUUGUUGUAUCUCCAAUAUCAAGACAAUCCUCGAGUACCUUAGCAGCUGCUCAACUUCAUGAAAUAUUAUUAGCAAAUCCUCAUAAGGCUUUAAAGUCAAAUGGAAAAGCACCACUGCUAAGUCAAAUAGACGACAAAGAAAGUUUAUCAAGGCAGGGUUCUAUACAAAGUAGUCAGCGUAGCAAUUCAACGGCAAGUAUAUCUAGUCAACGUGAAGAAAAUAGUGAUGUUGAUGUUGUGAAUAGUGACUCCUCUGCAAUGUCAUCAAAUGAUGAGGAAAGCGAUACGGAAACAAAUGAUAAAAAAAAAAUGCGUUCUUUAAAUUUAGAAGAGAUAUUGAAUCGUGUGACAUCAAAACAACAACAGCUAUUACAUAUUCAUCCUCGUGAUUUACAGAAAAAGCGUAGGCAAAGUUCAGUUACUGAAAAUAAAGUGGAUGAUGAACCUACAACAAAGGCAAUAAAAACAUCACAUCAACAACCACAAGCAAUAGUAAGAAAAAAAACAGGUGGGAAAUGGUCUAACAGUAAACCGAAUACAGUUAAACGUUCAAAUAAUACUAGUACAACUAUUACAAUAAAACGAUCUUCUAGUAGUAAUGGAAAGAAGACAAAGGUGAAAGAAGACGAAGAGAUAGCAAAUGUUGUUGUUGAACAUAAACCUUCGCCUGCACCAUUACCUCCACCACUACCUCCACCACCAGAAACAGUGGAAAGAAGUAUAGAUGAAGAUGAUGAGGAUGAAGACAUUGAUAUCGGUGGAAGCGAUUUUGAUGACGAUCUUCGCUAAACUGUCAUUUUAUUUAUACUUCUGUACUCCAAAAAAAAAAAAAAAAAAAAAAA